Messenger RNA from Populus euphratica (Euphrates poplar), 1816 nucleotides. Its product is annotated as cytochrome P450 89A2-like. The coding region runs from base 151 to 1689 and encodes 512 amino acids. Gene Ontology annotation, molecular function: iron ion binding; heme binding; oxidoreductase activity, acting on paired donors, with incorporation or reduction of molecular oxygen, NAD(P)H as one donor, and incorporation of one atom of oxygen. The transcript has a single exon. Lineage: Eukaryota; Viridiplantae; Streptophyta; Magnoliopsida; Malpighiales; Salicaceae. The record is from RefSeq and is a predicted model, not a curated record. Gene Ontology annotation, cellular component: membrane.
AGGUUAAAGAAAUAGAGACUAGAAAAGAGAGGGCAUCGUGACCAGAUAAACACCAAAACCGAAGUGUCAGUCAAUUUUGCUAGCCUCUGUAUAUACACGCGCACUCUGAGCCCAUUCCACUGCUAAACUCAUCACCUCAUUUUUUUCAGUAUGGAAAGUUGGUUCCUUGUUCUUGUCUCCAUUUCCAUCUCUCUCUUCUUGAAAAUUAUCUUCAACAAUUUCUUAACCUCUAAAAACCUACCUCCAGGUCCCCUAACCUUUCCUUUCAUCGGCCACUUACUAUGGCUCCGCAUGUCCGCCUUCAAGAUGGAGCCAAUCCUUCGAUCCCUCCAUGCCAAGUUUGGCCCAAUGGUUACCCUCCGUAUUGGCACUCGCCCUGCUAUCUUCGUUGCAGAUCGCACCCUUGCUCAUGAGGCUUUAAUACAUGGCGGCGCAGUUUUUGCGGACCGCCCACCAGCUGUUGCUACGAGAAAAAUUAUGACUAGCAAUCAGCAAAAUAUUAGUUCUUCGGCUUACGGUCCAACAUGGCGACUUCUGCGGCGUAACCUCACUGCAGAAAUCCUCCACCCAUCGCGUGUGAAAUCUUACACUCAUGCACGCAACUGGGUUCUGCAAAUCCUCCAGAAUCGCUUUGAAUCUCAAGCGAAAGCCGGUCGUCCUAUUUGUGUAAUGGAACAUUUUCAAUAUGCCAUGUUUUGUCUAUUAGUCCUGAUGUGUUUUGGAGACAAGCUUGAUGAAAAUCAGAUAAAAAAAAUUAUGGAAGUUCAGCGACAAAUGAUAGUGAAUUUCGGUAGGUUCAACAUACUCAAUUUAUGGCCAGGAGUGACAAAGAUCGUGUUGCGCAACCGUUGGAGGGAGCUGUUUCGCCUUCGAAAAUGCCAAGAAGAUGUUUUGAUUCCAUUGAUAAGAGCAAGAAAGAAGGCCAAGGAAGAGAGCGUAAACAAAAGUAAAGAGGACAAGAAAGACUAUGAGGAUGAGUAUGUUUUGUCCUAUGUUGACACCAUACUGGCUUUGGAGCUUCCGGAAGAGAAGAGAAAGCUCAAUGAAGAGGAAAUGGUCAGUUUGUGCUCAGAGUUUCUAAACGGAGGAACAGAUACUACUUCAACAGCGUUGCAAUGGAUCAUGGCAAAUCUAGUUAAGUACCCGCAAAUCCAGGAGAAGCUAUUCAUGGAGAUUAAAGGGGUUGUGCAAGAAGGUGAAGAGAAUAUAAAAGAAGAGGAGUUGCAAAAGAUGCCAUAUCUAAAAGCAAUAAUUCUAGAAGGGUUAAGGAGGCACCCGCCAACCCAUUUCGUGUUGCCCCAUGCGGUGACUGAAGAUGUAGUGCUGGGUAAAUAUGUGGUACCAAAAGAUGGAACUAUAAAUUUUAUGGUGGCUGAGAUGGGGUGGAAUCCGAAGGUGUGGGAGGAUCCCAUGGUAUUCAAGCCUGAAAGAUUUCUAAAUAGUGGAGGGGAAACAUUUGAUAUAACAGGAAGUAGAGAGAUAAAGAUGAUGCCAUUCGGGGCUGGGAGGAGAAUAUGUCCUGCUUAUGGUCUAGCAAUACUUCAUUUGGAGUAUUUUGUAGCUAAUUUGAUUUGGAGAUUUGAGUGGAAAGCUGUGGAUGGAGAUGACGUUGAUUUGUCUGAGAAAGAAGAAUUCACAGUAGUGAUGAAAAAUCCAUUACAGGCUCAAAUAUGCCCGCGGUUGAAAUAAAUGAUCAGGUUUAUUAUUAUUAUUAUUAUAAAAGAUAAGGUUGAUUUUGUCUAGUUGGACGAUAGCUCUUCAUGUAAGAUGUAACUCUACUAGUUUAUCAAGUCGGAUGCUCCUAUGUUUGUGUUAU